AAAUGGGAAUUUGUGAAACACAGAAGAGUCCACACAGGUGAAAGACUUCUAAAAUGUUGUUUUUGUGGUGCAACUUUUUGUAGCAAAACCGCUUUAGCAGAACACACAAAAACACACACCGGAGAAAAGCCUUUUAACUGCUCAGUCUGUGGUCAAAGCUUCACUCAGAAGUCAGGCCUAACGGGUCACAUGAGACUUCACACAGGUGAAAAACCCUUCAGCUGCCCCGCCUGUAAGAAAACAUUCAGAUGGAGGAACGAUUUUCGAAUGCACACAAGGACGCUAUGUGGAAAGAACCCCUUCAGCUGCUCGGAUUGUGAGGCGGCGUUUACAAGCAAAUGGGAAUUUGUGAAACACAGAAAAAGCCACGCGGGUGUAAGUCCUCUCAAAUGCUCUGUAUGUAGCGCAGCUUUUUAUAGCAAAACCGCUUUAGCCRGACACGCAAGGACGCACACCGGAGAGAAGCCUUACCGCUGCUCGGUCUGCGGCCAAAACAUGAGGUACAAGUCGAGCCUAACCGAUCACAUGAGACUUCACACGGGAGAAAAACCUUUCAGCUGCUCUGUCUGUAAGGAAACGUUCAGGUGGAGGAAUGUUUUUCUAGCGCACAAGAAAACCCGCUGUGGAAAGAAACCUUUCGGCUGCUCUGAUUGUACGGCAGCAUUUGGAAGGAAACGGGAUUUGUUGAAACACAGAAAAAUCCAUGCAGGUAAAUAAUCUUUCACCUGCACAGUUUGAGGUCAGAAACCUCGUUCAUCAUGUGAAGUGUCACAAGUUAGGCGGGGCUUUUCACCUGCCCUGGUUGUAAAGGAGGAUUUAAAGGUUUACUGCAGCACAUUAGAAGCCACCAAAAAAAAGAAAAGAUUUGCUCAACUGUCAAUUAAGCACAUUUACAGCGAUGUUCAAGCAGUUACAAUUUACAGAGACUGAUUCUAUUUUUGGACAUACAAUAAAAAAAAACAAUAAAAAUACAGAUGUGUUCUACAUUAGACUUUGUGAUGUAGUGAUAAAACAGGCAAUUGUUUUUAAAAGAAAAAUGUUGAAAAUUAUCGCCUGCCUCUCUGCUUCUUGACUGGUUUUCAUUAGAUGUUCAAACAUCUUAAAUCAACCCCAAGAACUUUGGUCUUGAGCAAAAGUUCUGCAUGUUUUUAGUCUUUUUUAAACAUUGGCAGGUAUUUCCUGCUUGCUAUUGCUGUGCCUGACUUGUUUUAGGGAUAUUCAUUUUUUUUUAAAACAAUCACUUCAUUGAAUAAUCAAAUUGUCUGAAGAUGCAUUUUACAGCUCAUGUGUGACAUUGUUUCUGCGUUUGUUUAUUUUUGUCUGUAAUUUAUUAUUUUGUAUUUCAUUUAUCCAAAUCAAGUUAUCCUAUAAUUUCUUACUCCUUUGAAAAUUAACCUAAACCUGUCAGACUGAGUUAAUAUUUGUGGAGUGUCCUGUCAUUUCAACUGUUUUCUUUGUCAAAACUAGAAAGUAAGCGAGACAUAUUAAGAUAAACAGAAUAUUGAUUUACAGGCAAAUCUCUGCUAACAUAUGAAACAGAAUAAUAUGUAUUCAUGUAAAUUUGUGUUCUAGAAGGAUUUGACUAUUUUUUGUUUUGUUUUAUGUUAAUUGAAGAUUAGUAUUGUUUGAGUUUAUAUUUGAGGAAAAAGGGGGGCAGAUAUAAGAUUUUUUUCUUCUCUGUGCUUCUUUUCAUUUCAUUGUAUUUGUGUUUUUUUAUUUUAUAUUGUACAUAGAAUGAAUUUGUUUUAAAGAAAUAAAGUUUAAAAAAUCUGAACUGUGUUUUGAUUUGUGCAUUAAGUCAGUUGUAAAAGAUACUGUAUGUACUAAUGGAAAUGAAACAAUGUACAGUAAAUACUUUUAUGAAUAAACAGAUAAAUCAAUAUGUUUGAAUUAUAAA
Messenger RNA from Austrofundulus limnaeus, 1897 nucleotides. RefSeq names its product zinc finger protein 84. Gene Ontology annotation, cellular component: nucleus. Gene Ontology annotation, molecular function: DNA-binding transcription factor activity, RNA polymerase II-specific; RNA polymerase II transcription regulatory region sequence-specific DNA binding. Gene Ontology annotation, biological process: embryo development; regulation of transcription by RNA polymerase II. NCBI's taxonomy places the organism in Eukaryota, Metazoa, Chordata, Actinopteri, Cyprinodontiformes, Rivulidae. The record is from RefSeq and is a predicted model, not a curated record.